GGCUUUGCCCUUCCUCGUGUGCACUAUCGGGUUCGAUAAGCCCAUGCGCCUGGCGAGGGCUGUCUUCGAGCAUCCAGGUGUUUUGGGAGAUAGCGCAGACUCGGUUACCUCGAAUGGCAAGCACUCGAAGAAGAGCGUCAGGCAUGCUGCUCCGGAUGCCGGUGGGAUAGUUCUGGACGCCCUGAAGAGCUGCUACGUCCCAAUCUUCCGCGACUAUGUAUUGGAGAUCAUCGUCCUUUUUGCUGGUGCUCGCAGCGGUGUCGGAGGUCUUAAGGAGGUCUGCGCACUCGCGGCUGUUACCCUCGCCUGGGAUUGCCUGCUCCUCUGCACCCUGUUCAGCGCCAUCCUGACCAUCAUGGUCGAGGUCCGCCGUAUCAAGACGCUGCGCUCGACGAUCUCCCGGACCUCCAGCAUGGCAAGCAUGCGCGGCCUGGCUACCAAGAUCACCGCCUACACGCCCAGUGGCAGCCCGCGCACCAGCGCGCUCAAGCAUGCCAUCGAGCCCAACAGCCAGUCCCCGCCCACGUCGCCCUCCAUCGGCUCGCAGCUCCAGAAGCGCGUCGAGAGCGUGCUCGGCGUCAAGGGCGCCAUGCUCGGCAAGGGUCGCCUGCACGACUACGACGAGGAGCGGAACGCGGAGCGCGAGAGCCCCGUCGCGCGUCUCAAGCUGCUGCUCAUCGCGUCCUUCCUCACGCUGCACGUGCUCAACCUCAUCACGCCGCUCACCUCUGGCCCUCGGCAGCGCGCGCCGCAGCCCGGCGGCCCCGUCGGUGCGAGGAAGGUCGAUAUCGGGACGCCCGCGGUGCAGAAGGUGCUCGACGAGCUUGUGAGGGUUGAGGUGCCGGUGUACUCGGUGCAGGAUGUGGAGACGAGCUGGGACCGCGACGUCGAGCUGCUGGUGCGCGUGGACCCGCCGCUGCACGUGAGCAUUGCGGGUGGCGAUGUGCCCAUUUCAGCGGACGACAAGGCCUCCGACCUCUACCCUCACCGUACGCCACAACCUAGCGACUAUCCUAUCAGCCGGAUCGACAGCAGGUUCAUGACUUCGGUCAGCGAUUUGAUGACGUCGUUGACGCGGAUGGUGGCGGACCCGCUGCUCUCGAAGUGGAUUGUCAUCUUGCUGGCGAUUAGCGUCUCGCUCAACGGGUACCUGCUCAAGGGCAUUGCCGCUGGGCUCAGCAAGGACUACAGCCUGAACAGCGAGGGAGUCCGCUUCAAGAGUGUCGAGCGUGGUCGCUCAUCUGGCGCACGCGUCGAGGAGGAGAAGGAGUCUGUCAAGCUUGGCAACUCGAUCACUCGCCAGGCAGCCCCGCCGUCCGUCCCGAUCCCCGCGCCCGGUGCUACUUCGGCUCCCGCUACAGCGCAGAUUCCCGCAACUGGCACCCCCGCUGUCACCGUCGCCCCUCAGCCGAUCUACCGUCCUGCGCCUCUCCCGGUCGUGCCUACGUUCUCCCUCGACGAUGUCGAUCGCAAGCUGCAGGAGCGCAAGAAGCUGCAGAUCACCAUGGGCGGGUCCGACUCGAGCAGCGAUGAUGAGAGCGCGGACAACACCAACGUCCGGUCACUGGAGGAGUGCAUUGAGAUCUUCAACAAUGGUCCGCGUCCCCUGAGCGAGAGCCUCAAGCUGCUUAACGACGAGGAGAUCAUUCUGCUCUCGCAGAACGGCAAGAUCGCCGCAUACGCCUUGGAGAAGUCGCUUGGCCUGGACAAGAAGGGUCUCGAGCGCGCCGUCAGGAUUCGGAGAGCUCUCAUUUCGCGCGCCUCGAUCACCAAGACGCUCGAGUACUCAGACAUCCCCAUGACCAACUACGACUACUCCCGCGUCUUCGGCGCAUGCUGCGAGAACGUCGUCGGCUACAUCCCCAUCCCCCUCGGUAUUGCCGGUCCCCUAAAGAUCGACGGCGUCAAUGUCCACAUCCCUAUGGCCACCGCCGAAGGCACCCUCGUCGCUUCUGCCUCUCGCGGCUGCAAGGCGCUCAACGCCGGUGGCGGAGUUACGACCGUGGUACACAAGGACGGCAUGACGCGCGGCCCCGCCAUCGACUUCCCCUCCGUCGUGCAGGCUGCCCAAGCCAAGCAGUGGAUCGACUCCGCGGACGGCUACAACGCGAUCAAGACCGCCUUCGAGAGCACGUCGCGCUUCGCGAAGCUGAAGAGCCUGCAGACUGCGAUCGCGGGUCGCACGCUGUUCGUGCGCUUCGCGACAUCGACGGGCGACGCGAUGGGCAUGAACAUGAUCUCGAAGGGCACCGAGAAGGCGCUCGAGGUGCUGCAGCAGGCGUUCCCGGAGAUGGUCACGCUCGCGCUGAGCGGGAACUACUGCACGGACAAGAAGCCGGCGGCGAUCAACUGGAUCGAGGGCCGUGGCAAGAGCGUGGUGGCGGAAGCCGUCGUGCCUGGUCGUGUCGUGAAGAGCGUGCUGAAGACGACGGUGGACGCGCUGUGCAACCUGAAUGUCAAGAAGAACUUGAUUGGUAGUGCUAUGGCGGGCAGCAUCGGCGGCUUCAACGCACAUGCGGCCAACAUCCUCACGGCGAUCUUCCUUGCUUGCGGUCAGGAUCCGGCGCAGAACGUCGAGAGCUCGAACUGCAUGACCCUCAUGGAGCCAACAAACGACGGCGAAGACCUGCUCAUCACCGUGACCAUGCCCUCCAUCGAGGUCGGCACCGUCGGCGGCGGCACCGUGCUCGCACCACAGCAAGCUAUCCUUGAGAUGCUCGGCGUCAAGGGUGCCCACCCUACCUCCCCCGGCCAGAACGCGCAGACCCUCGCCCGCAUCGUCGCCGCCGCCGUCAUGGCCGGCGAGCUCUCGCUCAUGAGCGCCCUCGCCGCUGGACACCUCAUCCGCGCGCACAUGACGCACAACCGCUCGCAGGUCAACACGCCCGCGACAAGCCAGCCCGUCACGCCCGGCGGCACCCUCCCGCCAGCGGGGCCGGCGCAAUUACCGGAGAAGCCUGUCACUGCGACCGACGCGUCGAAGGGCGAGCCCAAACCUGAGGGCCCAUCUGUGCCGGUCUCCCUCUCGACGUCGUCCUCCAUGGGCUCAUUACCGCCGCUGCCCCCGUACUCGGAAUCCAAGUAACCUGGGUUCGACUCGUAUCGGGUUCUGUUGGCUUCUUUGCUUGCUUUCGCGCACCUCAUGUACACUACGCACUUUUAUUCACGCUAUACACACCCUGCUUGACACUCACUCACCACUGGGACGCGCGCAGAAACACUCACAUCACAUCGCUGGAUCUACUCACCCUGCCCUCCGUCUCUUGUCUUAUCACUACUUGCUUGCGUACUACAUUCUGCGUUGGAUGUACGGUUGGGUCUCCUUAGGCUAGUGAUGUUGUGCAAUAAUAUGGAAAGAUAGAAAUCGCA
This is a messenger RNA of Schizophyllum commune H4-8, 3369 nucleotides long. RefSeq lists its product as uncharacterized. The record is from RefSeq and is a predicted model, not a curated record. Gene Ontology annotation, biological process: ergosterol biosynthetic process; coenzyme A metabolic process; isoprenoid biosynthetic process. The transcript has 8 exons. Lineage: Eukaryota; Fungi; Basidiomycota; Agaricomycetes; Agaricales; Schizophyllaceae. Gene Ontology annotation, molecular function: protein binding; hydroxymethylglutaryl-CoA reductase (NADPH) activity. Bases 44 to 3085 code for a protein of 1013 amino acids. Gene Ontology annotation, cellular component: peroxisomal membrane; endoplasmic reticulum membrane.